AUGGAUCGACCAGACCUUAUAGCUAGAGUAUUUCAUCAGAAAGUUAAGGAGCUGAAAGCAGAAUCAAUCGUCAAAGCAGUAUUUAGAAAGUGUGCUGCUUAUGUUCAUGUAGUCGAAUUUCAAAAACAAGGCUUAUCACAUGCUCACAUGUUGUUUUGGCUGGAGAAAGACAGCAAAAUUCGAGAUGCAGAUGACGUUGACAAAAUAGUUUCGGCCGAGAUACCCGAUAAGACAAGAUAUCCGUUACUGCACGACAUCGUCAAACAAUGUAUGAUUCACGACCCGUUCAGUCAACAAAAUGUUGAUUCACCUUGCAUGGACACGAAAACAAAUCGAUGCGAGAUGACGGAAACCCUAUUGUUUUUUAUGUUAAGAGAGAUGGGACACGUAGAACUGCUAACAAUAGAGACGUUGUGCCGUAUAACGCGUCAUGAUUGCGCGAUUGUUGGAAUGGAGAAUGUGCAAGAAGAUUGUAACAUCAUAUUAGCAGUUCACGUAGAAGGUGAACAAGUAGUAUAUUUUGAAGAGGGUAAUGAAGAAGUAGCCAUAGAUGAAAACAAGGAAUCUACAUUGCUCGCAUGGUUUACUUUGAACACCACUGAUGUCGAUGCACAAUUCACAAAGUGGUCGAAACGAAAGAAAUUCGUAAAACCUGUUUUGAGUAGAAUGUACUUUGUGAGUCCUAAGGAAACUGAGCGUUAUUUUCUGAGAAUGUUGUUAUCACACAUUCGUGGAGCUCAAUCAUUUCAAGAUGUGCGGACAAAUGGUGGUAUAAUGUAUCCAACCGAUUUUGAAGCGGCAGUUGCGCGCAAAUUAGUUACUGAUGACGAGGAAUGGGACAAAUGUCUUUCCGAAGCGUCAAGUUUGAAAUUUCCGACCGAUAUGUGUCGAUUAUUUGCGUACAUAUGUGUAUUUAGCAUGCCGAUUAAUGCUCGCCAAUUAUUUGAAAAAUACAAAUCUGAUUUUGUUAAUCAUCACGAGUAUAACGAACAAUACGAACAAAAGGCUUUGCAAGCAGUGAAAGUUUCCGUGAAUAGUUUAACCAAAAAUCAAGGCGUUGUAUUUAAUGCGGUUAUGGCGGCAGUCCGUGGUGUAUCUUCUGAUAAGUGUAUCUGUUUGGACGGUCUCGGUAGCAGAGGAAAGAGCUACUUACAUGACACGAUUAUUUCUACGUUGAAUAGUGAGAAUAUAGUCGUAUUGCCUGUGGCAUGGACUGGAAUUGCAGCACACUUAUUAAAAGGGGGCAGGACGGCUCACUUAACGUUCAAAUUACCAUUUCUUUUGAAUGAACAAUCAACGUGUAAGAUUCGUGUGUGUGAUGGACAAACGGAUUCCAAGCAACGGCUUUUGAAAAUUGGUGAUGGAGUAUUUUCUAAUUCAUUCGAAUUUAACAAUGAGGUUGUUGCUAUUCCGACUGAUAUACUGUCGAAAGGAAAUAUUGUGCAAGAAAUAUUUAGUGAAAGUAUUGAUCCACAAGAUUUAUCAACUUUUAGUAAAGUUAUUUUAGCCCCGACAAAUACCGACGUUAUUGCCAUUAAUAAUGAAAUAUUGUCAAAAAUCAAAGGUUCCAGUGUUGACUAUCUGAGUGUGGAUCGUGCCUCAUCUUACGCCAAUAUUUCUCAAGCUGGGUCUCUAAAAAUACUGAAAUAA
Diprion similis is the source of this 1650-nucleotide messenger RNA. RefSeq lists its product as uncharacterized. Gene Ontology annotation, molecular function: DNA helicase activity. The transcript has 7 exons. The record is from RefSeq and is a predicted model, not a curated record. NCBI's taxonomy places the organism in Eukaryota, Metazoa, Arthropoda, Insecta, Hymenoptera, Diprionidae. The coding region runs from base 1 to 1650 and encodes 549 amino acids. Gene Ontology annotation, biological process: DNA repair; telomere maintenance.